ACCCUAGGAAAAGCCUCCAUCUUUGCUUCUGCUCCUUUGUUCUUCGUCUCUGUUAAUGGCUCGUCUCGUCAGAUAUUUGAGAAGGACACUGAUCUGUAGUUCACCGCCUUCGAUAUCGGUACGAAAUCCUAGAAUAUGUGUCCACUCGUAUCAAAACCCUAAUUUUUCAAUGAGCCGCAAAUUCUUAAGCUCGGGGAGUUACGUGUCGGAAAUGCGGAAGUCAGCUUUUGAGGGUAACAUUCUCCGAUUAAUUCGUUCUGAGAUUCAGUCCGAGCUCGAUCACUCCCCUCCCCUUCAGCCUGAGGACAGGUUUGGUCCAUUCACGGUGGAUGAGCGGCCAGGGGAGCAGUGGAUUAGCUUGAGAAGAAAAUUUGGGGAGAAGGAAGAUAUCAAGAUCGAAGCAACCAUGUUUGAUGGAUCAGUUCCAUCAUCAAAAUCAACAAGCAGUGACCCUGAAGAUGUUCAGCUUCACAUUACCUUCAUUGUCAACAUCUCUAAGGGUGGUGAUGGUGAGACGUUAGAGAUCAUGUGUUCUGCUUGGCCUGAUACUAUACAGAUCUCCAAGUUCUUUGUUCGUAAAAGCAGCAAGAGGUCACCAAAUGCCUAUAUUGGACCAGAAUUCGAGGAAAUGGAAGAUGAACUUCAAGACUCACUUUAUCAAUUUUUGGAGGAAAGAGGUAUAAGUGAUGAUCUUGCUGUGUUCUUUCAUCAGUACAUGAAGAACAAAGAUAAAGCCGAGUAUAUUAGAUGGAUGGAGACUGUUAAAUCUUAUGUUGAGAAAAAAUAAAUUCUUCUCCUUACCACAUUCCUAAGCAACCAGUGAAUUUGAAUAUUAGCUUUCAAAUAUGUAUUAAGUGGAUACAUAAUUAUUUAUGAUUAAGAUUUUAUUAAAGCCAUUUAUUCUCAAAUUUUUGUAAACUUCUCUUCUUUUUGUGCGAAA
This is a messenger RNA of Eutrema salsugineum, 940 nucleotides long. RefSeq lists its product as uncharacterized. The record is from RefSeq and is a predicted model, not a curated record. Lineage: Eukaryota; Viridiplantae; Streptophyta; Magnoliopsida; Brassicales; Brassicaceae. The coding region runs from base 56 to 787 and encodes 243 amino acids. The transcript has 3 exons. Gene Ontology annotation, cellular component: mitochondrial matrix.